UAUUAUUUUCCUAAAUUGUGUAUAUUACAAUGAUUAUUAUGGAUAAAUUGUGUAAUACAUUAAUUAUUUUUAUGAUUAGAAUAGUUAUAGGGGACUUGAUUGCAUUAAUUCAAAAAGUAGAGGGAUUGAAAGAACUUAAAUUGACGUAUGAGGACUAAAAAGGCAAAAUGAAAUAAGUACAUGGAUUAACAUGGGUAUUCUACCAAUAAAAUAAAUUUUUUUUACCUCAGCAAAUUGGAAAGUGAAGGGACACAAAACGAAAUAUUCAGAGCUGGUUUCUUGAUUAGAGUUUAUGGAAAAAUCAGAGAAAGGAUGAUGACAGUAAGAGAACAAAAUCUAAAGGCUUUAGCUGCAUUUAUGGGUCAAGUUAUGCUAGAAUCAAUUUCUCUUGAUCCAUCACAGAUGAUUAUAACAUCUGGUGCAACAUCGGCAAUCGAGACGCUUAGCUUCUGUCUCGCUGACCCCGGUGAUGCAGUCCUUAUUCCCUCGCCGUAUUACAUAGGAUACGAUAAGAAUCUAAAGUGGCGAGCAGGAGUAGAAAUAAUCCCUGUCCCAUGCCGAAGCAUUGAUAACUUCAGGUUAAGUAUCUCCUCCCUGGAACUAGCAUACAAUCAAGCAAAGAAACGAGGUAUAAAAGUUCGAGCAAUUUUUCUCUCGAACCCUUCGAAUCCUGUAGGAAAUCUGAUUGACCGGUAUACAAUGCAUGAGCUCCUAGACUUUGUCACCGAGAAGAAUAUCCAUUUGGUGUCAGACGAAGUUUUUGCCGGAUCAAAUCACGGAACUGGUGAGUUUGUGAGCAUUGCAGAUGUUGCGCAUACAGAAGGAUUUGACAAAAGCAGAGUGCAUAUAAUAUAUGGUUUGUCGAAAAUUCUUUCACUUCCGGGUUUUCGAAUUGGAGUCAUCUGUUCUUUCAAUGAAAAUGUCUUACAGACUGCUAAGAAGUAUGCGAGAUUUUUUUCUGUUUCAGUGCCAACUCAAAGAUUGCUUGUUUCAAUGCUUUCGGAUGUGAAUUUCGCUUUGAAAUAUAUCGAAAUCAAGAAGAAGAGGCUUCGGAGAAUGUAUGAGUUGUUUGUCGAGGGAUUGGAACAGCUCGGUAUCAAUUGUUUUCCGAGCAGUGCAGGCUACUAUUGUUGGGUUGAUAUGAACAAUUUAAUGCGAUCGAACAACGAGAAGGGUGAGCUCGAGCUGUGGGAUAAACUGUUGACUAUAUCGAAGAUCAAUGUAACACCGGGAUCAGAAUGCCGUUGUGUUGAACCUGGAUGGUUUCGCAUUUGUUUUACAACAAUUACUGAGGAUGAUAUUCCUGUAGUCAUGGAAAGGAUCAAAAGAAUCACAGAAAACAAUAAAGGUUGAAAAGGAGAUACGAUUCAACCUUUCUAAAUUCCUCGUAUAUUUGAUAUCGGUAAUUUAUGUGGUGUUUGAUCAGAUGUAAUAAUAAAUACAACAGGUAAAUACUUGUAUUUGGAAGUUGGAUUUUAAAAUUUUAUAUUUGAUUAGAUGUAUUUGUAAAUUUGAAUUUGUAUAAUAUAUGUUUAAUGAGAUACGAUUGAGGUAUAUGA
Molecule: messenger RNA, 1559 nt
Organism: Dioscorea cayenensis subsp. rotundata (Guinea yam)
Lineage: Eukaryota; Viridiplantae; Streptophyta; Magnoliopsida; Dioscoreales; Dioscoreaceae
Product: probable aminotransferase ACS12
Exons: 3
Coding region: 313-1353 (346 amino acids)
Biological process (GO): biosynthetic process; amino acid metabolic process
Molecular function (GO): pyridoxal phosphate binding; transaminase activity
Source: RefSeq, a predicted model, not a curated record